AUGCUUUUCAAGAACGGCGGCGGCGGCGGCAGCAGCACCACUUAUGCUGCCAUUGGUCCCUCUCGGUACCACUGGGAGCCUGGAUUACUGCACCUCCCUUUCAAAGGUCUUGGUGCACUACUUCUUGCAGCGGCGGGAGUCGUGGUCUCGGUCGCCAUCUUGCUAGCUUCGAACGGCGACGAUGUGAGGCGAUGGAGAUUCCAGCCGACGGUUUACCUCUCCAUUGCUUCCACCAUCACUAACGUCACUGUUGCUUUUGCUUUUCUGGAAGGUGUCACUAUUGCUUGGUGGCACAAAGUAUUGAGUAAUGGAACAACGGUGGCGGACCUGCACCGUAUUUGGGCUUAUGGCAACAGCUUUCUAUCGGCCGUCUGGAGCGGUCGCCAUUUCAACCUGAUUGCCCUAGCGAGUAUCCUCGUGGCCCUUACUCCCAUCAACGGUCCUCUGCUCCAACGAGCGUCGACAAUCACAAAUGCAACCGUGACGGCACAAGAAGCCCUGGAUCUCCAGGUCAAUCAUCUCGUACCUCGAGGAUUCACGGCCAUUGUGUCCGGUCGAGGGGACGAAGUGAAUAUGCUGAGCACCAACUUUUCUACCAUAGCACGAGGAUACUACACUCGAGUACCUAUUCAUCUUGAAUCCGACUGCACGGCCAAAUGUCGAACAAGUGUGUUGGGGGCGGGCUUCCACACGAACUGCUCGUCUUAUCAAGUGCCAUUCAACGUUACCCCAGCCAUAAAUUCUACCGACUUCCCGAGCCCUGUGGUAUUUGGUGCAAACAUCGCCUUCGACGUCUCCCAGGAUCCGACCACGGCCACUUUGAACGUGCAGUACAAACCUGAUGCCGGUUGCGCUGGGCAACUAUCGGUGACGAACUGCACUCUCCGGGCAGGGACGGUUCUUUAUCCCGUCAUCGUCGAUGGCACUGCAUCUACCAUCACAUUCGAUACUGGCAGUACCAUUUGGGACGAUGUCGCUGUUGGGAACCCUGAUUCUCUUCCUGACGAAAGUCAUUUACUGGGGACGACCACUUACGGGGGGAUCUUCCUUGCACUGGCUAAUCAGUACAACACCAACCUUCAAUUUAGCUUUGGCGGCGCCAUUGGCUACCAAUUCGCUGGCGCCCAAAGCGAAGCCUCGAUUGCAUAUGCUCGAGGGAUUGAACAACAGCCUUCUUGUGAUGUCUAUUUUACCAACCCACUCGCCGACUUCCUCGAGGGAAUACGAGAGCUCAUUUUCCGCACUGCGGUCGCCACGGCAAACAGCUCGAAUACCCAGCACGUCAAUGCGCAGGCUUUUGGGAGCCAUACCGUCUAUCACACGGACUAUCUCUUCUUAGCCUUGGCCACCCUCUCGUCUCUACUGGGUAUCGGGUCUGUUCUUUACACCUUCCAUGGCUCCUGGAGCAUCGGUCGUCGCGUGUCUAUGAGCCCGAUCGAAACGGCCAAGGCGUUCAAUGCGCCUCUGCUGCGGAGCGCAGACUCUAAUGCCUCGGCAGAUGUACUGCUCAGACAGGUCGGUAGCACGCCGGUGAGGUAUGGCCUUGUCAGUGAGGUACGGCAUAGCGGAGAUUCGACCAUUUCCAAUGAUGAGAGUGUCUAUCGUGAUAGCCCCAUGGCCAGCGGCGUUCUGGAUACCGCCUACUCACCACAUCCUUCGCGAAGAUUUUCUGCCGUUCAAAACUUCUCUGGAAGCGACGUUGAGUUGCUGAGUCCUCACGGAGGUGCUGCACCGACAAGUGCUCGACUGGAGAUCGCAGAUCCCAAGAGGGUUACACCGUUGUGA
This is a messenger RNA of Fonsecaea nubica, 1785 nucleotides long. RefSeq lists its product as hypothetical. The transcript has a single exon. The coding region runs from base 1 to 1785 and encodes 594 amino acids. Lineage: Eukaryota; Fungi; Ascomycota; Eurotiomycetes; Chaetothyriales; Herpotrichiellaceae. The record is from RefSeq and is a predicted model, not a curated record.